Aphanomyces astaci is the source of this 948-nucleotide messenger RNA. RefSeq lists its product as hypothetical. The coding region runs from base 32 to 907 and encodes 291 amino acids. The transcript has 8 exons. NCBI's taxonomy places the organism in Eukaryota, Oomycota, Saprolegniomycetes, Saprolegniales, Verrucalvaceae. Gene Ontology annotation, molecular function: fatty-acyl-CoA binding. Gene Ontology annotation, biological process: fatty acid metabolic process. The record is from RefSeq and is a predicted model, not a curated record.
CCAUUUCCUCUGAAAAAACCGACCACGGAGUAUGCAAGGAGCAUCCGUGGAGAGUGACUUUGCGGCGGCGGUGCUGUUCCUGCAGACGUACAAUGGUCCGCAUCGCAUCCUGCGGAACCCGACGUCAUCCGUGCGGCUGGACUUUAACGCGCUCUACCAGCAAGCCACAUUGGGAUCAUGCAGCGCAAUUGCACCGCCGCUCGAUGGAUCGUCGUCGGCGGACCUCAAUUCCUGGGCCAAGUGGAAAGCACUGGGGCAUUUGUCCAAGGAAGCUGCAAUGCAAACGUACAUUAAGACCAUGGACGAUCUGGUCGACAACUGGAGGCGAAGCCCGUCGUUCCGACAACCCAGCGGCACCCUAAUGUUACCACAAGGCGGGGGAUCGACCUCGCCAUCCGUACCACAGACCCUCAUCGAACGACUGCCGUCGUUGGUACAGGAAGUAGCCGACCUCAAAGCCAAGCUGCACUUCGACAGCCAACGGCACGACGAAUUGACGGGCUCGUUGCGCACCCUUUCGUACGACAUGAAAAGUACAUUUACGAGGGAACUGCGACAAGUGGACGUCCUCCGCACCGAAAUGCGCGACUCAGUCACGCGUCUCGACAAGCAACUCCAGCUACACCAGGCUGACGUGACCGCAUGUGUCGCCGCCAAUACAGCGUUACUACAUCGCGUGAACUCGUCUGUAGCUUUCCGAGCCGAACGAGCUGGAUGGGUCGUGUGGCAACGCCUAGUGACUUGGACUGGCUACUACCGUGUCACAUACAUCGGAGGAGCCUUGGCCGUCGUUCUGUUAGUCGUAUGGCGGAAUCUGUUGAAACGAAAACUGCCGCGGCCUGUCGCGGACGCGCUCAUUGCCGCCAUCUCGUACCUCGCUCGACGACCCAAAACGCAGCCCCCGUAAGAUAAUAAUAAUAAAACCCAAAAUAGAACAAUCAAAACAAG